GACACUUUAUUACCACUGCAGUCAACAACCAGCUUUUGCUCCCAACACACACAAUAUCUCCUGACCUUUCUCUUUUUUCACUCCCUCUUCUCUCCUUCUAUACUCUUUCCGCUGUUCUUUUUACCACUUUCCUGCUCCAAACUCCCUCCAUUUUAAGCUUUGUCGCCGUACUUCUGAAAUUUGUCGGCUCAACCCCAUUUCUUUCCUUCAUGUGAAGCCAGGACUUCCCUUAUAUAACCCUUUUCCUUCUUUUACCCAAAAAAGUUCUUUUUCUUGAUAAAGAAUAAUAAUAAUUUGAAUCUCUCUGGUUUAAUUUUUUUUUUUUUUUUUUGGGUUAUAUAUUGAACCAAACUCUUUAGUUUUGGUAUAUACACGAGAGUUAAGGAACCACCACAAUUAAUCAAUUAUCUUUUGGGAGCCCCUCUAGUUUCCUUCAAGAGGUCAACGGAAUGGACGGCGGUGAUUCCGUCGUGAGCUCGGCAUCAAAGGCUGAUUCCGCGAGAUCAACGGGCGCAUGCAAGAGCCACAAGGAGGCCGAGAGGAGACGGAGGCAGCGAAUCAACGCCCACCUCUCCACCCUCCGCUCUCUCCUCCCGAACACAACGAAGACGGAUAAGGCGUCGUUGCUGGCGGAGGUUGUGGAACACGUAAAGGAGCUUCGAAAGAAAGCGGCUGACGUGGAGCGUCAGCACGGGGGUCUAUGGUGUGGCGCCGCUACUGGAUCGGAGCCCGAGGCGUCGCCGUUCCCGGGCGAGUCGGACGAGGCGAGCUUGAGCUACUGCGACGGAGAAAGGAAACUCGUGAAGGCCACGGUUUGCUGCGAGGACAGGCCCGGUCUGAACCGGGACCUGGCCCGGGCGGUUCGUUCGGUCCGGGCCAAGGCUGUGCGGGCCGAGAUGACGACGGUCGGAGGGAGGACGAAGAACGUCAUGGUGGUGCAGUUCGGCGGCGGCGGAGGGGAGGAAGAUGUGCGGGCCCUAAAACGGGCUUUGAAGGCCGUGGUGGAGAAUCGGGCUUCGAGUUCUGGGCUGGGCCAAGUGGUUUCGAGGAAUAAGCGGGCCCGAGUUUAUGGUUCAAUUAAUGAGGGUGAUUAUGAACUCUUAUUGACUAAUAUUUGACUCUUUUUUUUUUUUUGGGAUAAUCUGUGAUCGCCACCAGGAGAGAGAGAAAGAGAGAAGG
Morus notabilis is the source of this 1179-nucleotide messenger RNA. RefSeq names its product transcription factor bHLH30. Bases 450 to 1118 code for a protein of 222 amino acids. The record is from RefSeq and is a predicted model, not a curated record. Gene Ontology annotation, molecular function: DNA-binding transcription factor activity; protein dimerization activity. Gene Ontology annotation, biological process: regulation of DNA-templated transcription. The transcript has 2 exons. NCBI's taxonomy places the organism in Eukaryota, Viridiplantae, Streptophyta, Magnoliopsida, Rosales, Moraceae.